Messenger RNA from Pogoniulus pusillus (Red-fronted tinkerbird), 6853 nucleotides. It is a transcript of the gene SMPD3, whose product is annotated as sphingomyelin phosphodiesterase 3. Gene Ontology annotation, molecular function: sphingomyelin phosphodiesterase activity. Gene Ontology annotation, biological process: sphingomyelin metabolic process. Bases 571 to 2559 code for a protein of 662 amino acids. The transcript has 8 exons. Gene Ontology annotation, cellular component: cytoplasm; extracellular region. Lineage: Eukaryota; Metazoa; Chordata; Aves; Piciformes; Lybiidae. The record is from RefSeq and is a predicted model, not a curated record.
GGCGGGCGGCGGCGCGGCCCUCCCGCGCCCAGGGGCGGGGAGCGCGGCGCUGGCCCCGCCUGUGGUGCUCCGUGGAGCUGUUCAGCGCCCAGGUGCUGAGUCUCCCCCCGGCUUACGGAGGCUCCGGCGGCGCUCCCUCCCCGGCGCAGCGAUGGCUCCGGCGCCCAGCCGCCUCCGCCAGGCACUCUGAGCGCCCGUCCGCCCGCCGCGCCCCGGCGUGAAUGCAGCAGCUCCAAGCGCCUCUGGCUCCGCGAGGGAACGUGGCAGAUUUCCUUUCUGCCUCCAAAGUGUUCUAUUAUGGCAGCCUCCAGUGAACAAUGACAUCCUUUGACAGAUACAGAUGCCAAAAAGUCAGACAAAAACAGUGGCCUUGUUUCAUUUUCACUCCAACACACUGAAAUGGUGCUCUUAACAUUUUGUUAUUAACUCUCACUGGAAAAAAAAAACAAACAACCCAGAACAAACUUCUGACUGGACCUUUUUCCCUAGCCCUCUCCCAGUGUUCUUAUGAACUCUUGACACAGUGACAUCAUGUAGUAGGCCCUAAAGUGUUGUCAUAAUUAAGUUGCAAUGGUUUUAUACACUUCCCCAUUUCCCAACAGCUUUCUGUCAGUUCUGCAUUCUUUUUCCUGGGGCCUGAUUUUCCCAUGUUACUGGUUAGCAGAUAGGCUCGUGGCCUCUUUUGUUCCAACCACCUAUGAAAAACGUCAAAGAGCAGAUGAUCCCUGCUAUUUCCAUGCACUCUGCAUCAUUAUUACCACUCCCAUCUACCUGGCACUAUUGGUAGCCUCUCUUCCUUUUGCUCUCAUUGGCUUCUUGUUAUGGUCCCCACUGCAGUCAGCCAGAAGGCCAUACAUCUACUCCAGACUAGAAGACAAGCACCAUGCCAAUGGAGCCACGCUGCUCACUGAAUGGAAGGCUGCAGGGAACGGGAAGAGCUUCUGCUUUGGCAGUGCCAACGUUUGCCUGCUGCCAGAUUCUCUGGCAAGAUUUAAUAAUGUUUUCAAUACGCAGGCUAGAGCUAAAGAGAUUGGUCGGAGGAUCCGAAAUGGGGCAAGCAGACCACAGAUCAAAAUAUACAUAGAUUCUCCUACCAACACAUCCAUCAGUGCAGCGAGUUUUAGCAGCUUGGUGUCCCCCCAGGGUGGAGAUAACACUAAUCGGACUGUUAAUGCUGGCAUGAAAAGGACAACAUCAAUGGAGUAUAAAGGAGACAAUACAGGCUCAAACAACAGUGAGGAUUGUAGAGAAGAUAAAGGCGUAGCUGGAGAGCCAAACGAGGGAGAAGAGAACACUUGCAUUGUCCGCAUAAAUGGAGAGGAUAAUGGCCAGAUGUCAGACGCAGAAACAGAAGCAAUCAAUGGCCAGGCUCACGCCAGCGGCCCGGCAGAGCCCUCACUGGAAGGUGAUGCAGAGAUCUCAAAAACACCAAACCACAAACAGAAGGAAGGAGACUCUGGGAGUUUAGACAGCUACUCUGCCUCACGAGAGUCCUUAGUUAAGGUUCGCAUUGGAGACGGUACAGUGGACCAAAGCACUGUCAACAACAAGCUCCUCUACAAAGCUUCGAUCAUGAAGAAGACUUCAGUGCGGAAAAAGAAACAUACAGAUGAGACCUUUGAUCAUGAGAUCUCUGCUUUCUUCCCUGCCAACUUGGACUUCCUGUGUUUGCAGGAAGUGUUUGACAAAAGAGCUGCAGAGAAAUUGAAAGAGCAGCUUCAUCACUAUUUUGAAUACAUUGUCUAUGAUGUUGGGGUCUACAGUUGCCACAGCUGCUGUAGCUUCAAGUUUGUGAACAGUGGUCUACUUUUUGCCAGCCGCUAUCCAGUUAUGGAUGCUGCCUAUCACUGUUACCCCAAUGGAAGAGGAACAGACUCCUUGGCUUCCAAGGGAGCCUUGUUUCUCAAGGUGCAAGUGGGAAGUACACCUCAGGACCAAAGAAUUGUGGGAUACAUUUCCUGCACUCACUUGCAAGCUAUUGCAGGAGAUACUACUGUUCGAUGUGAGCAACUGGAUAUGCUUCAAGAUUGGCUGUCUGAAUUCAGAAAAUCUACCUCCUCCUCCAGUACAGCCAAUCCAGAGGAGCUGGUGGCUUUUGAUGUAAUCUGUGGAGAUCUCAACUUCGAUAACUGCUCCUCUGAGGACAAGUUGGAGCAACAGCACUCUCUGUUUACACACUACAAAGACCCAUGUCGAAUUGGUCCUGGGGAGGAUAAACCAUGGGCAAUCGGCACCUUGUUGGAUCCUGAAGGUUUAUAUGAUGAAGAGGUGUGCUCUCCAGAUAACCUACAGAAGGUGCUGGAAAGUGAAGAAGGAAGGAAAGCAUAUUUAGUGUAUCCCACCAGCAAGAACCACAGUUCCAGUCAGAAGGGGAGGAAGGCAUCACUGAAAGGAAAUGGGAGGAGGAUUGACUAUAUGCUCUACACAGAAGAGGGUCUCUACCUGGAAUGGAAAGUGGAAGUAGAGGAGUUCAGCUUUAUUACCCAAUUAGCAGGCUUAACAGACCACCUACCAGUAGCAAUGCGCCUUGUGGUGUCUACAGGAGAAGAGGACCCUUAAAACUGACCAGCUUUGAAAGACUAGAAGAGAGAAAUGCUAACAAUAUUAACGAAAUAUCAGAGGAAUGAACUGUUCUGGUGCCACAUUAGGAAAGAUGACCAGACCUGACCUGGGCUAACCCCAGAAUGUACUAACCAUGGUGGCUAUGAAAAGGGAAGAAAGGGAAAAGGUUGUGGCCACAAGCCAUGGUCACAAGUUGCUCAGGCAACAGGGCAGGCCUGUACGACAAUGCUUUCACUGUGGACUGAACGGAACCAAGAUGGAAGUCCUAAUUCCUUCUGAACCAGUGCCAUUCUUACUAAAAACAUGUUUUUAUACUAAUAUAUAGCACAAUUUAGUUUGUAAUUAGUCUGUGAGUUAGUGAUGCUCAAUGGUUUUUUGCAUAAUUUCUUUGUAUAACUAAGAAGCUGAAGCUUUUUUCUUUUUUUAGCCUGUUAAAGUUGUAGUAGCGUGCUUGCAUCAGUAGCAUGCGCCCGCACUGCAUGCCACUCUGAGAUAAACUAGUCAGUAAGAUACUACGGGGAGUAUCAGAAUGGAAUGGAGUUCAAAAUUCAGAUACCAGCCAAAGCAAGGCAUUCUGGGACUGGCAAACUCUUCUGUCAUUAUAGAUAGGCCUCAAAGCAAACAAACAAACAAACAAAAAAUCACUGAUUUGCAGACCAGUAUCAUCUGUCCUGACCCAUUUAUGGGUACUUAAAAGAUUUGGAUUGAAGACUUUAACAACACAGUUCUACACUUAUUUCAACUGUGUUCCCACUGAAAUUAUAAAGUGUUUUGUCUAAAUGAUGACUCCAGAAUUGGGCCUUUAGCUUUCUAAACUUAACUUAUUCCCUAAGAAGUAGUAAGGUUCCCCUCUAAUGCCUUUUCUUUUGUUCCCAUAGGUGGGGCAGUCCUGAACUAUGGUAUGGGACAGUAGGUAUGUUACAGUAGUGAAUAGAUUCCUGUAGUACCAUUGGUAACACCCAAGCCAACAUUCUGCCUUAGCUAGAAAGAGUAAUGGGGAAAUAGCUUGUAAAAUGCAUGCUAGAUAUAGUUAAAGUAACUGUAAGCGACAUUUGGGGGGGAAAAGUGUAGAAGUGUAUGACUGAUAAGGCAGGAUAACCUCAGCUUCCUCAAGGAAUCAGUACACUAAAGGGAAAGUGUAGCAUGACUACCUAUAGAGAGUGGAUCUGCGACUCUCAAUCUUAGGGAGCUACUUCCUAGGAUCAGAGGGUUUAUGUCUGUCAGACAUGAUUCUGUUAUACACUCACAGGCUUUAAUAGGGGUCUUGCCAUCUAAUUCAUGUGUUCUUUCCACCACAGCUCUUUAAAUGUGGGGUCCCCUCUGCCACCUUAGCCCAGUGACCUGAUGUGCCCAGCCUCUGUAACCUUAAAAACACUGAAAGCUGAGAAUUGGGUCCAUGACAAGACUUGGUGGGGUGUAGGGGUUUAGACUCAGAAGGGUUUGUGUUGCCAGGAGAACAAUGAGAUCCCUUGCAUUUUAACUCGGACUUAGUUUCUGCUGCCAGCUUUCUUAACUUUAGUGUUAUUUCCUCUUACAUGACAAAUUCCUUGUGUUAAAAAGAGAAGAGUUAGUGUAAUACUUGUACUCACUCCAUUAAGUAAACUCUUCAGUUAUGCCGGCCUCAAACUCCUGAACAUUUUAGUUUACACCUGUUGGGAAUCAGCUUGAGCUAAAUCAAAAUAGAUUUAAAGUAAAAAUCUCAGUCUGUAUAGCCUCUCGUACUGGCUUUGUUAGCUACAGUAAAAAAGGGAACUUCACUUAGGUCAGCCUAAUUUCCAAGUAGAGAGACUCUUACUAGUGGCAAGAGUACUGGGCUAACAGUACUGGCUAAUUCCAAGCAGGUCACAGGCCACUGCUCACACUCUCUCACUGCACUCAGCUCUGACAUGUUUUACUCCUAAUUUUCCAGUCCUUGGUGUCCCUUCAGCAGAGACUGCCUACAAACGUACUGUGCCAAACCAUGGGGUAGUCUGCAGGUGUCACCCAUGUGGACUCAAAAAUGGAACCAGACUUCAUUCCCCUUUUUGAUAAAAUUAGGAAUUCAAGUUUACAGCAUCAGAGACUUCAUUGUACUAUCCCAGUGCAUCACCCUUUUCCCACUUUGUACGUUUCUCUUUAUACCUAUGUGCAAUGUGCUUUUCUGGUUUCUUAUCUCUCUGCCCAAUUCAGAAAAAAACUUGUAUCUGAGACAAUGCUUUUAAUCCUCUUUUCUACCUUGCUUGUAUUUUAUUAACCUUUUUAAACAAACAGACAGUAUUGGUAGCCAUUUGUGUGCUGUCCAGCAGCAAGAUUAAACACAAGGUACAGUAUUUUUAAUAGCUUUCCUAACAAUGUAAAUUACAAUUUAGUAUCAGCCUCACUGAGUAUCAGUUGCAGGAGCUGAAUAUGACACUGUGUGGGAUAGAAUAAUAAAACUACUGCCAAACAAUACUACAUUAUCUACAGUAAAACUAACAUGGUCUCAAUUACUUUCAAUGAGUUCUGGAGCUUUGUACUGACUCAAAACCAGGCACUUCUGUCAACUUUCUGAGAUAUGCUGAAAACUACUUUUUGAAAUGGGAUGUAAACUGUUUUAGAGUUUGGUGUUCUUAGUCUCUCAGUGCUCAAGUUGUGAAAUAGUCUCUCUAAACACUACACAUACAGUUAAUAGGUCUAGGUAGCUGAAGUGAUUUACUGUCUUAAGGAUGUAACUGCAAGAGUGACUCUGGGAGGUACAGCACUGUGGCACCACUGUGCUCCUUUUUCACAUUGAUCCUGUGCUUUCCAAGGCCAUGGGAUGCUUGCAGUAGUCAGCACGUACUUUAGACAGGUACUCUGAAUAGGGCAUUUGCACUUAAAAUGAAGACAAAGAGGAUGUUGAGAACACACCCAGGAAAUCCAGCCCUGGAUACCUUUUUCAGACAUCGGUCCCACUUUGUUUAAGGGCAGCAUGGCCCAAUUUAUUAGUAGGACAUUAUUUAUAAGAAAUUGGAGUUAAGCCUACGCCACUGUGCUUAUCCCACCUGGUACAGGGAUUCCAGGUAUCCUCAGGAAGUGGGUGGUAAUACUGUUCUUGCUUUACUGUACCCCACAGGGAUACUGCAGAUGAAAUGCAUCUGUUUUUAUAAAAGCUAUGGGACAUUUUCUGUUUCUCAUAUUCAAUCUGCAUUUUACAACAGUGCUUCUAGAACACAUGAACAAAAAACACAAACAAGAAGAGCUGAAAACUAUGAACUGCCAGAAAUUUCGAAGAUGUCAGGUCCCUACAAAGUUGGUACAUUUAGAUCACUUCAAAAAGACAACCUACAGAACACAGCCUCUUGAGCACAUUCAGAUCCAGUUAAGCUGUGUGCAGUUUGAGGGUCUGAGGAAUGUGUAAUCCACCUGCUUUGCACCACAGCUCAGCCAGAGGAGCAACAGUGUCUAGUGUAAAAAUCAUUUACACCACUAGUGGUGGCCAGCUAGUUGUAACUCAUCACACACUGGAUGCUUAACAGAAGCUGUCUAAAGUGACCAACUUGCACCACAAGAGAAGCUUGCAGUAGAGAAACUGAGAAAGCUGUCUGGUGUCACCAAUUUAUCUGCCUUGUGCUGGUUUUAUGACCAAAUUUUGUCUCAGCUAGUCUGGCUAGACCCUUACUUUUGCUUGUUGGGUAAGGCAGUAAGACUUAAGGAACUUACAAAUCCAAUAAAGAAUAACUGUUAAAGACGGCCUUUGUUUGGUGUCGAGAUUAAGCUGAUCUGGCUGGCCCAUUUGGUCUCUGUGCUACCCCAGGAUUACAUAGCACCACAUCAGUGUCAGCACAUAUCAGCAACUCAGAAAGGAAGCAUUUUUACCUCCUCCUGCUCCACAGAAUGAGAACAGAAAUACAAUUCAAGCACUUUUGAAACACUCCCAGUUUUAACAACCAUUACAACAAGGGUCACACUGUUAAUGAAGGCCUCAUGUUUCCACACUAUCUUCUUUUAAAUAUAAUCUUGAUGCUUUUACAGACUUGUAUUAUUGCUGAGGUUUAGAAAUCCUAUACUAAGAAUAACCUUUUUUAUUUCAAUGAUUUUUCGGUAUUGUAUCCUUCUGAAACCUGAUGUUUUUAUAUGGUAAGCACACACCCUCCAACAUUUUGUUAUAAAUGUAUUAAAAAAAUUUAAAAGUAAAUAUUUUCCUUGGUUUCUUUGCCUGCAAGAACACCAGAAUCUCAGACCUGAUAAAAAGAAAGUAUUUUGAACAAUAGGGAGGGUUUUUUGUCUUUUAUUGGUGCUGAAAGGAAUAACUGGUUGAUGCAAACAAGGUAAUAAAAUUUCAAGGCUCAAA